UUUUCAGAAGACAAGUAUAUAUGGGUUCUGUGUUUACUGUUAGCUAGAGAGAGCUCUUUGUUUUUGUCAUCCCUGAAAUUCAAAAUGUCCCGAGUUUACAGCAGCCUGCUUAGUUGUCCUUAAAUAGAUCAGGGGGAGUAUUUUUAAAGGUACUGACAAACUUUUUUUUUCAGGAGGAAGAGUUAUUUUGAUCAGUUUUUUCUACACUUGUAACUGAAGAGGAAACUUCAUCUGGGAAUUUCUGCACAAGGACUUGGAAAAGGUCUAGAAGGUGGCAGCCAUGGUGUUGAUUCUUGGCAGAAGGAUGAACAGGGAGGACUCUGGGAUCAGAGACUCACCAGCUGUCAAACGCAAGGUGUUUGAAGUUGAGUCCAAAACUUCAGUUGCCCCUGAUGUCUUGGACUUCUGCUCUGGCGCAUCCCACUCAGAGGGCGUCCUGCAGGUAUUCAACGAGUUCCGUGACUGCCGGCUCUUCACUGAUGUAGUGAUCAGCGUCCAGGGCAGAGAGUUCCCUUGCCAUCGUGCUGUUCUCUCUGCCUGCUCUUCCUACUUCAGAGCCAUGUUCUGCAAUGAUCACCGCGAGAGCCGAGAGAUGUUGGUUGAGAUAAACGGCAUUCUCGCUGAGGCGAUGGACUCCUUCCUCACCUACGUCUACACCGGACGCGCCAAGAUCACCACAGAGAAUGUGCAGUUCCUCUUUGAGACCUCCAGCCUCUUUCAGAUCUACACGCUGAGAGAUGCCUGUGCCAAGUUCUUGGAGGACCAACUGGACCCGUGCAACUGCCUGGGCAUCCAGCGCUUUGCAGACGCCCAUUCCUUGAAGCAGCUUGCCAGCCGCUGCCGCAGCUACGCCCUGGCCAACUUUGCAGAGGUGGCUCAGCACGAGGAGUUCCUGGACCUGCGCAAGGAAGAGCUGGAGGAGUACACUGCCAGCGAUGAGCUGUCUAUCGGGAAGGAGGAGGUGGUGUUUGAGGCAGUGAUGCGGUGGGUGUAUCACGGCGUGGAGCACAGAAAGCCCAUGUUGAAGGCUCUGCUCCACCACGUCCGUCUGCCUCUUCUGCACCCUAACUACUUUGUCCAGACUGUGGAGGGAGAUCAGCUCAUUCAGAAUGCUCCCGAGUGCUACCAGCUUCUGCACGAGGCCAGACGCUACCACGUGCUUGGAAAUGAAAUGAUGUCACCAAGAACUCGUCCACGCAGGUCGACUGGCUUCUCUGAGGUGAUUGUGGUGGUUGGUGGCUGUGAGAGAGUGGGGGGCUUCAACCUGCCGUACACUGAGUGCUAUGAUCCAGUCACAGGAGAGUGGAAAUCCCUGGCCAAACUACCUGAGUUCACCAAGUCUGAAUAUGCAGUCUGUGCCCUCCGCAAUGACAUCCUGGUGUCAGGGGGUCGUAUAAACAGCCGUGACGUGUGGAUGUACAACUCCCAGCUCAACCUGUGGAUCAGAGUGGCUUCUCUGAACAAAGGCCGCUGGAGACACAAGAUGGGCGUCCUGCUGGGAAAGGUCUACGCCGUGGGUGGCUACGAUGGGCAGAGCCGCCUGAGCAGCGUGGAGUGUUACGACUCCUUCUCCAACCGCUGGACUGAGGUGGCUCCCAUGAAAGAGGCGGUCAGCUCUCCGGCUGUGGCCAGCUGUGCAGGCAAGCUCUUUGUCAUCGGAGGAGGGCCCGACGACGAUACCUGUUCAGACAAGGUCCAGUGCUACGAUCCAGAGACAGACACGUGGUUACUGCGGGCCAACAUCCCCAUCGCCAAGCGUUGCAUCACAGCAGUGUCCCUCAACAACCUCGUCUAUGUGUGUGGAGGUCUCACAAAGUCCAUAUUCUGCUACGACCCUGCAGAGGACUACUGGAUCCAUGUGGUUCACACUUUUAACAAACAGGAGAGCUGUGGCAUGUCAGUGUGCAAUGGUAAGAUCUUCAUCCUCGGGGGCAGAGGGGAAAACGGCGAAGCAACAGACACCAUCCUGUGUUACGACCCAGCAUCAGGCAUCAUCACAGGUGUGGCGGCAAUGCCACGGCCAAUCUCCUACCAUGGCUGUGUAACCAUCCACCGCUACAACGACAAGUACCACAGGCUCUGACCACAAACCAACUCACAUGAAACCCGCACACACUCCCGCACAUGGGAGCACUAAAGAACUCUGACUCUUUAAAACCUUACCCUCUUUAAGUUCAUCCCAUGCACAGCACAAACACACUUCUGUCAAAGCAAGUACUGGUGAGCUAAUUUAUUUUCUCUCAGCGUCAUGUAGCAAUACUCAGAAUGGUUCCCCAAAUCUUGUGCUGCUCUGUACUAGAGUGAAAACCCCUCUGUGGAAGUGAGCAUGAUGAUACAUCUUACCUUGGUAAUAACUGCACAAUGUUGUGAAGUGAUGGUUCAGAUAUGUAAACAAUAUGUAAAUGGUCACUCAUCAAACAUACAUGAUUUCUUUUUUAAAUGAAAAAAGAGUAUUUAAGUGAAACUUCCUAAACUUCAGAUAACAUAUCAAUAAUAUGAAUGUAUUUUAAAUGCAAGAUUUUGCUUUUUGCAGACCUUUCAUCCUUUUUCCAUCUGAUGAAUACAGUCCUCAGUACAGUCCAAUCUUCAUAAUAUACAUUAUUUCACUUAUUACCUGGCAGUCAACUAAAGACAAACAAAAUUGCACCAACUCUUGAUUCAAAGAUGAUUUUAUCACUUUAACAAUGAUGUGUUUGUGCAGCUGAAAAGUAGUUCCUUAGGGUAACGUCAGACAGGGUGAAUGUCAGCAAUAUUUAUGGUGACAUUCCUGUCUUCACUCAGCUGUCUUUCUUCUCGGAGCGUUGCAGUUAGUGCAUCUUUAAACAUAAAUGAGACAAAUGUCACAACUUGUAACAUUGUUGCUGUUGGUUAAUGCUUUCACAAUUGAGUAUUAAUCACUGUUGUUAUAGGAGUUUGACCAAUCAGAAUGUAGUAUUAAUAAGCCAGGUAAUAACUGAGUUUAGUCAUGAUGCUAUCAGUUAUAAAGUGAACUUCCCCACAUGGUUACUGUGCUAACUUCCUCCUGAGAUCUAGGUCCCUGAUGAGCUAGAACGAUCACACAUAAUGCUGAUGAACAAAAUCAAUGCUUUGAGACAUACAUUUAAAAAUGUCCACGCAAGAAUGUACCAAGGAUGAUCCACAAGUCCUCUGUUUUUUAACUCUUUUUUAUUGAUACUGAAUCAACCUGAUGAUAAAGUGGGGAACAGUCAGACAGCUGCUCCUCCACAUCAUCAUCAGUGGUCACAAGUACAAAUUUCUCUGGCCGGUUGACCCAGAGCGAGGCUUUCAAAAGAGAUAAAAAGCAGAGGCUGUACUGAAAUAUUGGAGCAUAGCCACUACUAGCUCUUACUUCCUUUUUCCUCACAUCCCUCCUCUUAUCACCUGCUUCCACUUCCCGUGUGCGUUUCCUCUUCUCCCUGCUCCAGCUGUGCCAUCACCCCCUCAUAUCCUAUUAUAUUGCUAUCUCCUUUUUAAGCUUUAUUUUUGCUCCAUUGUCAUUAUUGUUAUUAUUUUUAUUACACUCAAUACUGACAUUUUAUUUUUUAUUUUUUUAAGUUAUACUUGUUUGUAUUUUUUUUAUAACUGAAUGUUUACUGUAUUAUACAUAGCUUUAGUGUGUCUGUUUUUUAUAGAUCAUAGUUCAUUGGUGUCCUGGGCUUUGUGGGUUGUUUUAGUAGAUGUGAGAAGCCUUUGUAGAUCAAACUCGAAGACUGCUCUGAAUAUAAGUGGUGUGCAUGUUUGGUAUGUGUGUAUAUAUGUGUGACUUUUAUGACUCGGUCUGGGUGUAUUGGAGCCAAGUAGGUGUUUCAAAGAAUUCUUCUAACUUCUGUCUACAGAACCUUUCCCACUCAAGGUGGCACCUCUCACCUGUGCACUUGCAUGUAAACAUGUAACUCGGGGUAACCAUAGAAACCUCCAGGUGUGUUUGAGUGUGUGCUUGUUUACUAGUCAGCUAAGGUGGCGUGUGUAGCAGUGCUAUUCCACGCACAGGUUCUAAAUGAUAUAGAUUUUGGAUGAUGUGGCUUGUGGUCAGUGAAAGUCACUUUUACUACAUUAAGUGUUGAUAGACUAGAGAUGUUGCUGUGAAUAUGAUUUUAAUGUUUAACUCGUAUUUAAAUGUAUUUCUUUCUUGGUUGUGUAAUGUGUUUUUCUGUAACGGAGAGCCCCAAUUGUGCACUUUGACAGAAUUCUGUUAAAUGUAGAAUUGUAGGAUUAUUAUUAUUUCCUGUCUUUUUACUGUAUCAGUAAAUGUUCUUUGCUUUCAUGUGACGUAUGAAAGAGACACUAAAAGAGCCUGUCAGCUCCUCCUGUUGGUCGCUACCUGCAUUGCUCUUAAAUUUAAACAAAACAACACAAAUUGCUAAAAGAAAACACUUUCAAGAGGGGGUGAUAGAGUGUUCCUUUAGAUUAAAACCAAAAAAUCUGGGAAACAGUGAGUUUGAUGUUUGUUACUCUCUGUCAGUCAAAAUGAGAAAAACAGGUGAGGUAUCGCAGCCUAAAUCAUCCUGCAGGCUUUUUCUUAGAAAGAUUGGUCCAGAGUUGGGUUUCCUAGCAGGCUUGAAAGAAAACAACCUGAGGCACAUCAACACUCCUUCACAGAGUAACAUACUUCGGGUAAGUCAGGAGGCCACAGCAAGAGGAGGCUCACAGGCUAGAAAGCUGUAAAGCAAAAUAACGGGAGUUAGAAAAACAAUGAGAGAGGGAGAGAGAGAGAGAGAGAGAGAGAGAAUUUGAGUGUGUGUGCGUCUGUGAUCUCACUGAGUAUUUACACAAAACAUUGUCUUGCUAUGUUGAUGUUUGGAUUUUUAUUACUAUCAAUGUAGAGGCUUUCACACAUUGUUUACUUGGAUCAGACUGUGUUUAUUGAUUUUUAUUUGAUUUGCUUGUUGUGGUGAGUUGUGGGACUGUUUGUGGCUGAGACAUUUUGACUCCCAAAUGCAAAUAACAUGCCUUAAAUUAAACUCUGAGAAGAUGAGUGUUGAAACCUGAUUGAUGGAUUUUUUUUUUUAUGGGAAUUCAGACAUAAGCCGAAGUGGAUUUGUUUUAAUCCCAAAGGUGACUUUGUUGAGGAAUGCCAAUGGAUUAAAAAGAGUGUUUGCAACAUGGGGGCUUAAACCUGUUCAUCGCGAAACACUGCCCAAGUGCCUUAAAAAAAGAUUGGGGAACUGAUCUUAUUCUUUGACAUAAACUUUUCUAAUUGUGUGUAUGAUGUGAUGUUUUGCCCUUGUCACCUUCUACUCAGAUGACCUUUGCCGUACGGCGAGAAAGCUUUGGAUUUUUAUAAACUGUAGUAUGUUGAAUUGAAUGUCAUGGUUGAAUUGUGUAAGAGAAACAUCAAUAAAGAUUUUCUUUCUGUAUCAA
Messenger RNA from Notolabrus celidotus (New Zealand spotty), 5361 nucleotides. It is a transcript of the gene klhl24a, whose product is annotated as kelch-like family member 24a. The transcript has 8 exons. NCBI's taxonomy places the organism in Eukaryota, Metazoa, Chordata, Actinopteri, Labriformes, Labridae. The record is from RefSeq and is a predicted model, not a curated record. Gene Ontology annotation, molecular function: protein binding. Bases 281 to 2083 code for a protein of 600 amino acids.